GGAUUUGUUCUCUCUGAAGUUUGGUUCUUGAUGUGCUGCCACAUUACCAACAGCAGCACACGUUGUUUUGAAAGAAAUCAAACGACGCAGUUUACCCGGCAAUAUUUAUACUUUGAAAGACAUGAGUGAUUUCAAAGUUUAUUGGAUCUUGAGUAUAUUUUCUGUUGUAUCUUCAGAUACUAUUCCAUCAUCAGUCCCGAAUCUUUAUCCCUCCUACGGCAUGCAAGUUGAUUCUUACAGUAAUAGAUACACAAGGCAUAUUUAUGAGGGCGAUUUAAUGAAAUUCGAAUGUUAUUUGUCUUCAUUGGGGGAUCCACCUAUUACAUGGACAUGGUAUUGUGGAGAAGAAGUGAUGAAAAACGUUACAUUUUCAAGCAACUACUUGCAUACAUACAUGAAUUUCACUGCUACACGGAAACACGACAAAAAACCUUGCUACUGCAGAGCAAAAUCACCUUCUACUAUUUUAUUCUACGAUGAAACCUCUCGGUAUCGAUACAAGAUGCGUGUAUAUCAUUCACCUUGGACACGUCCCCGAAUUUAUACAUUGUCUCCUAGAAGUGUACAGAACGGUGAAUACAUUCACAUCAAGUGUAUUCUCACAACACUGGGAUAUCCACAAAUAUCCUGGAAAUGGUUCUGUGGUGAAGAGCCUCCCCAGAAUGGGGUGGAAGUAGGAACAGAGACAUACUUAGCAUUCAAAGCGUCUCCAUCUCAUGACGGAAUGGUUUGCAGAUGUAGAGGAAUAUCAUCCUCUUCUUCUUACUAUACAUAUGACGAGGUAUCAGACCCUGUGACGAUCACCGUUUUAUCUACGACCAAAGAAGAAUCUGACUGCAUAUCAUCUGCAGCUUUUGGAACAACUACCGGGAUACUGGUGGUUGUUAUAUUAGCGUUAGUCUCCAUCUUAAUAUUACAGUAUAUCAGAGUAAAGAAAGAAGGUUUCUGCUCCUGUGAAAAUUUUGGGAAGGCAAUAGAAGGAAAAACAAGUGAAAACAGCGGUGAACAAAAUCCUACAUAUAUCAACGAUCAAUCCUACGAAGUACUGGAAAUUAACAGAGAGAGACUCUAGACAAAUCUCAGAACCUUGGAUUUCAGAAGAUUAUGGUACUUCAGUUGUGAUACAUUGUCUUGACAUUUCUUAAUUUGCCCAAUAUAUGCAUAUUUUUACUCUGUGGAUAAUUUUGAAAAUUAUGUUUUGUGUACAGAUUACUAACAUGAAAACCAUUAAUCGUUUUUACUAUGUGUUAAGUUUUUUCACAAAAGUAUGCUUAUAGAGCAGAUUUUGUUAAUAAUAUUG
This is a messenger RNA of Saccostrea cuccullata (small rock oyster), 1300 nucleotides long. RefSeq lists its product as uncharacterized. The transcript is spliced from 9 exons. The coding region runs from base 122 to 1072 and encodes 316 amino acids. Lineage: Eukaryota; Metazoa; Mollusca; Bivalvia; Ostreida; Ostreidae. The record is from RefSeq and is a predicted model, not a curated record.